Messenger RNA from Colletotrichum scovillei, 828 nucleotides. RefSeq lists its product as uncharacterized. NCBI's taxonomy places the organism in Eukaryota, Fungi, Ascomycota, Sordariomycetes, Glomerellales, Glomerellaceae. The transcript is spliced from 2 exons. The record is from RefSeq and is a predicted model, not a curated record. The coding region runs from base 1 to 828 and encodes 275 amino acids.
AUGGGAGGUUUCAACAAACUCACAGACUUGGCCCAGCAACUCGCCGGCAAAGACCAAAGCAAUAAGGAUCAACAACAACAGCAGCAGCAGCAGCAGGACCCGUCAAUUCCCCAGACAACGACUACGACUACCACGAACGACCAGGAAUGGGCGGAGGUCGGGUCAGCCGCCAAAAAGGCCUUUGCUGGAUUCCAGGCGGAUCAAGCGGGCGGCAAGGGACCUGAUUACACCGAGAUUGGGGAUAUUGCGCAGAGGGCUUUUACGGCUUAUAACCACGGCGGCGGUGGUGAAGAGGGAAAGAAGGAUCUUGCUGAGAUUGGAAAGGGCAUCGCUGCUGGGUUCGGCGCUGGUGGUGGUGGUGGUGGUGAGAAGACGAAGGAGGAAGGGAAGUUGGGAGGGACUGCUGGUAAGCUGGAGGAUGAGGAAGAGACUGCUGGAGGUGAAAGUGAAGGUCAAGAUGGGGAGACACAGACCGACGCUCAAGGUGACGAUGGUCUGGCCGUUUCCAAGUCGAAUGCAGGGGUAACCACUGGCCUAGCGAGCAAGACGCUCUCUGGAGGAAAUUUGGACUUUUCUACUGAAAAACAGGGAUUGAACUCUCAGACCAAGCGAGAGGCUGGUGCCGGUACUGAUUUGGAGAAGGGCGGUUUGGGCGAGGAUGAAGGUGUCUUUAUUGGUGAUGAAGAACGCAGGACCGAUGUCACUAGGAGCGGCGAGACGACGACCUCCGGGCAAGGACUCGAUCGUUCGGGAGAGCAGCCUGUUGGCGGUAUUGGUAACGAAAAAGAGACUCUUGGGAACCAGCCGGUUAAGGGAUGGAUCGAGUGA